AGGAGAGCAAGAUCCGAUAUUUUGACUAAUUCGCCGAGAUAGAGUCGGAAGGUGUCAUUUUCUAAAGAUUAUUAUUGGCACACGUUGAAGUGUUAAACUGUUGGUGUUGGCAUACGGAAACGGAGGAAUGCAAGUAUUCAGAAUCGGAUAUAAGGAAAAAGUUUCGAUCCUACACCUUAAACCGAAAUCACAUUUUUUAUUCUUUCUUUCUCAGACUCCUUCACUCUCUGUGUUGUCGUUUCUGUUUCUUGGGCAAUUCAUCCUAGGGAAAACAUGAAGUUCUGCAAAAAAUACCAGGAGUACAUGCAAGGCCAGGAGAAGAAGCUUCCGGGCGUAGGAUUCAAGAAGCUCAAAAAGAUAUUGAAGAAGUGCAGGAGAAACUCUUCAUCCCAGAAACCCCUUCAUGCAUCCCUUGCCGCCAAAACCUGCCCCGACCAUUGCCCAGUGUGCGAUGGGACCUUCUUCCCUUCCCUUCUCAAUGAAAUGUCAGAUAUAGUGGGGUGCUUUAAUCAGCGUGCUCAGAAAUUGUUGGAGCUACAUCUCGCUUCUGGGGUCAGAAAGUACUUCUUGUGGAUCAAAGGAAAAUUACAAGGGAACCAUACGGCUCUGAUUCAAGAAGGCAAAGAUCUUGUUACUUAUGCACUCAUAAAUGCCAUUGCAAUUCGAAAAAUACUGAAAAAAUACGAUAAGAUUCAUUAUUCCAAGCAAGGGCAAUUGUUCAAGUCGCAGAUCCAGAGUAUGCACAAGGAGAUUCUUCAAAGUCCCUGGCUUUGUGAGCUUAUGGCCUUCCAUAUCAAUUUAAGGGAAACUAAGGUCAAGUCAAGGAAGGCACAUGCUUUGUUCGAUGGAUGUUCUCUCACAUUCAAGGAUGGGAAACCGGCACUUACUUGUGAGCUCUUUGAUUCUAUCAAAGUUGACAUUGACUUGACUUGUUCUAUAUGCUUGGACACCGUGUUUGAUCCAGUUUCUCUGACUUGCGGCCAUAUAUUCUGCUAUAUUUGUGCAUGCUCAGCUGCAUCAGUAUCUAUUGUUAACGGACUUAAGUCUGCAGAUCCUAAAAUGAAGUGUCCUCUAUGUCGUGAGGGAGCAGUUUAUGAAGGUGCUGUGCACUUGGAAGAAUUAAAUAUUCUGUUAAGCCGAAGCUGUCAGGAAUACUGGGAGCAGAGGAUUCAGACAGAAAGGGUGGAGAGGGUUAAGCAAAUAAAGGAACACUGGGAUUCACAGUGUAGGGCAUUCGUGGGCGUCUAAGUACAGCAUGCAAUUUUCUUAGUUUCUUUUGUAGAGUUUAAGAUUGGUGGGCUGUCUCGGUUGAAAGUAAUGUCCUUGGCUAAGAAAUUGUCCAUCUGACAGUUAGCUAUGGUAUGGCCUGCCUCCCCACACAGAUCACAAAUAGGGGGUGAUGGAGCAGGCUACAUGAGCUGUGUCUGAGCCUUCAUCAGAGUCUCUAUCUAUUUGGCCAUGACAUCAAGCUUGCCGGGGCAGUGAUGGCUGACUAGAGGCCCCGGUCUCCAUUUGGUUCACUCCAACUAGAGCAGGGUAUACGUUUAAGUCCGCACUCCAACUAAAACUUUGUCACAGUCCAUGACUGUGGGAGUUCUGAGAGCAAUGCUGAUGAUGGUGCAGGCUGCAAAGUCCUGUCUAAUGAUCUUUUGAAUUACACCAUUGGUUUGAGAAUCAACAGAAGCAGUUGCCUCAUCCAUAAACUAGAGCCGGCUUCACUUGAGUAUAACCCUCCUAGACAAAGCAACUGUCUCUGCCCCCACACUCCAGUUCUCUCCAUUAUCUGCCACUGAAAAGUUCAAACAACAUUCUCAUUAGUAAAAUUAUGAAACUAAAGUAGCAGCUCAAAGAAAUAUGCUAAAACUCUCUACCUAAAGAGUCAAGUUUUUCAGGCUUGGCAGCAACAACCUCUUUUAAUUGACACCGUUCCAAGCUCUAUAGUAAUGAAAUGUUAUUAGACUAAUGGUUAAAAAUAUUCACCAGGCAAGUAAAUAGAUUUCAAUUGGCACAUUA
Molecule: messenger RNA, 2013 nt
Organism: Glycine soja
Lineage: Eukaryota; Viridiplantae; Streptophyta; Magnoliopsida; Fabales; Fabaceae
Product: E3 ubiquitin-protein ligase BAH1-like
Exons: 7
Coding region: 274-1248 (324 amino acids)
Source: RefSeq, a predicted model, not a curated record